UCAGAUUUUUCCUCAAUGUGUUUCCAUCGGCCAGUAAAAAGGCGAUAAAAUCUAUUUUUGAGGCAGAUGGAAGCUACCGCCACGUUUGAGGUCGGUUAUAAAUUCGGUCACAACGAAGUGAAUUCGCAACGUACCACAUGUGUGACAUAUGCCACACGAAAUGCUGGCUACCGCGCAUUGCUCCGUAUCAUUGCUUUAUCUCGGUGCGCUCUAUUUGGUAUACGGUGAGCGUGGUGUGAGCGAACCUUUGCGGCAAAUGCCCGAGAUCGAGGUCAAUGUCACCAACGACGAUGUUACGGAAACGCAUCAAGCGAGCUGCAAGAUCGCAACGGAAGAAAUGGUCGCGGACGCGCGUGCCACCGUUACAAACGUACUCACUGGAGCUUGCAAGGCGAAAACAAUGGACGAAAAGUUCGCGAGUUUGGAGGAAAAGUUAAUUAAGGAGCUCGCGGAUGUCAAGUGGUUACUUUACAACAUCUUAGAACAGCAUCCGGGUCAUCUAAAAGAUAUACGGAAUACUAUUCUUUACGACAAUACUUCCGACAAUUAUCCAUCCCCGAGACAAGAUGAAAUAGACAGAUUCAACAACACCCUGCAAAACUUGUCGACGACGAGCGGUUCGACGAGCGCGUUCGUCUAUUAUUGGCAGGUGGAGAACUUCGACGAGAUGCUGGCUAACUGGCCGACCAGCCGCUCGGUACGAAGCCCAACUUUCCACGCGGGUUCAAGCGGUUAUACCUUGUACCUGAAAGUUACGCCCAAAUAUUUCCCCGACGGUACGAUCUUCGUGGGUGUCGGAUUGACGCGCGGCCCUUACGAUUCUAUUCUUGCGUGGCCGUUCCCAUUUAGGAUCCGUCUCGAGGUUUUAGAUCAAUCGCCGAAAGGUAUGCGCGAGGAUCGACGAUCUCGAAUUUGGGAUCCGGCUACGCUGUGUACGGAAAAUUUCUGGGGCCGACCAGCGUUAGCGGGGAAAGCGGACAAUCCGGAGUGCGUCGGAUUAAGUAUUCCUAGACGCGUCGUCCUGUCAAAAGUGUCGUCUCAGAUGUCUCAGCGACACUUAAGGAAUACCAAAUAUACGUGGAAUGGAGGUAUGCUAAUAAAACUUGUCAUCUAUCUGUAAACUAUCGCAGAUAAAUAUACACACAGUCACCAAAUAGGAAUGUUUGUUACGCAUCAUUGUACUCCUGC
This is a messenger RNA of Odontomachus brunneus, 1188 nucleotides long. Its product is annotated as TNF receptor-associated factor 6-like. Gene Ontology annotation, molecular function: protein binding. The transcript has 5 exons. The coding region runs from base 149 to 1120 and encodes 323 amino acids. The record is from RefSeq and is a predicted model, not a curated record. Lineage: Eukaryota; Metazoa; Arthropoda; Insecta; Hymenoptera; Formicidae.